This is a messenger RNA of Haemonchus placei, 570 nucleotides long. The record is from the annotation of a GenBank genome assembly. Lineage: Eukaryota; Metazoa; Nematoda; Chromadorea; Rhabditida; Trichostrongylidae.
AUGGCCGAUUCGCAGCCGGUUCGUUUCUCGAUCGAAGAGCUGCUACGCUCUCGGCACAAUAUUCUCUCGACCGUACUUCCCAAAGAGGAACCGAAGAAAGCCAGCGAGCAGCUCGCUGUGCCAGGACUGGCAGGACUCUCGGUCAGUGCUGCAGGGAUCCCAAAUGCCGAGCAGUUGCCGUUCUGGCUCAGCUGUGCUGCUGCUUCCUUCCCACUCGAGCAAGGAUUGCUCAUGGCUCAGAGAACAGUUUUUCCUCAGUUGUGGGCCGCUGCCGCUUCUUCAGAUGCCUUACGAAUGGCAACCACCAGCAAAUCCUACAGAAGACGCAAGGCUCGUACCGUCUUCUCCGAUCAACAGCUACAAGGACUGGAAAAGCGAUUUGAAACGCAGCGAUACCUCAGUACACCGGAGCGGAUAGAGCUUGCCAAUGCGCUAAACCUCAGUGAAACACAGGUGAAAACAUGGUUUCAAAAUCGACGAAUGAAACACAAAAAGGUGGUCCGGAAGGAUCAGAACGGAGCUGACAUACCGGACGAAGAUGAAACUGACUGGGCCGAUGUCACGGCCUAA